Octodon degus (degu) is the source of this 1989-nucleotide messenger RNA. RefSeq names its product decorin (gene Dcn). NCBI's taxonomy places the organism in Eukaryota, Metazoa, Chordata, Mammalia, Rodentia, Octodontidae. The transcript is spliced from 8 exons. The record is from RefSeq and is a predicted model, not a curated record. Gene Ontology annotation, molecular function: protein binding. The coding region runs from base 340 to 1422 and encodes 360 amino acids.
UGCAAAAGGAAUAAGACGAAUGUGGAAGAAAAAAGGCCGAUAAAGUUCCUGGCUGCAAUACAAGAGACAUAUCAUUACCAUAUGAUCUAAUGUGGGUGUCAGCCGGAUUGUGUUCAUUGAGAGAAACCUUAUUUUUUAACUGUGCUAUGGAGUAGAAGCAGGAGGCUUUCAACCUAGUGACAGUAACAGAGCAGAAUCGACCCCCUCCUUUUUUCCACACCUGCAAACUCUCUUGCUUGGGCUGAAUAUUUAGAGUAAUUACAUCUCAGCUUUGAGGGCUCCUGUGGCAAAUACCCGGAUUAAAAGGUUCCCAGGUUGUGAAAAUAUAUGAGCUAAAUCAUGAAGGUGACUUUCAUCUUCCUCCUGCUUGCACAAGCUUCCUGGGCUGGACCAUUUCAACAGAGAGGCUUGUUUGACUUUAUGCUAGAAGACGAGGCCUCUGGGAUUGGCCCGGAAGAGCGUGCUCCUCCUGAGUUUCCCGAGCUGCCCUCAGGCCCUGUGUGCCCCUUCCGCUGUCAGUGCCACCUUCGAGUCGUUCAGUGUUCUGAUUUGGGUUUGGACAAAGUGCCCACUGAUCUCCCCCCCGACACGACGCUGCUGGACCUUCAAAACAACAGAAUAACUGAAAUCAAAGAUGGAGACUUUAAGAAUCUGAAGAAUCUUCAUGCAUUGAUCCUUGUUAACAACAAAAUUAGCAAAAUCAGCCCUGGAGCAUUUGCACCUUUGGUGAAACUGGAGAGACUUUACCUAUCCAAGAAUCAUCUGAAAGAAUUGCCCGAAAAAAUGCCCAAAUCUCUUCAGGAGCUCCGUGCCCACGAGAACGAGAUCACCAAAGUGCGGAAGUCUGUGUUCAACGGAAUGAAUCAGAUGAUUGUCAUAGAACUGGGCACAAACCCCCUGAAGAGCUCUGGAAUUGAAAACGGAGCCUUCCAGGGAAUGAAGAGGCUCUCCUACAUCCGCAUUGCAGACACCAACAUCACCUCCAUCCCGCAAGGUCUUCCCUCUUCCCUUACUGAGCUACACCUUGAUGGAAACAAAAUCAGCAGAGUCGAUGCAUCUAGCCUGAAAGGACUGAAUAAUUUGGCUAAGUUGGGACUGAGUUUCAACAGCAUCUCUGCUGUGGACAAUGGUUCUCUGGCCAAUACCCCUCAUCUGAGGGAGCUUCACUUGGACAACAACAAGCUUGUCAAGGUUCCCGGUGGGCUAGCGGAGCACAAGUACAUCCAGGUUGUCUACCUUCAUAACAACAACAUUUCUGUAGUUGGAUCAAAUGAUUUUUGCCCACCAGGAUACAACACCAAAAAGGCUUCUUAUUCAGGUGUGAGUCUCUUCAGCAACCCCGUCCAGUACUGGGAGAUCCAGCCCUCCACCUUCCGGUGCGUCUACGUGCGCUCUGCCAUCCAACUCGGAAACUACAAGUAGCUCCAAGAAAACCAUCAUCUUUAUAGCCCGGCCAAAUCCUGUUAAUGUCAUUGCUAAAAGAAAAACAAUAAAAUAAAAUAAAAGAGUGAGAACGAAUGCUAGAUAUUGGAAAUUCAACUCUAUUGUGGAUGGUUUUCCCACAUGACUUAUUAUACAUAAAGCCAAAUAUUAAAUUCAAGUAAUUGCCUGCAAUAAAAAAAAAAAAUUACCUGCCAUGUUCAGAAUCAUUUUUCUAAAGUUUCUGUUAAUGUUAAUUGAGUGACUCUAGGCAUCUUUAGUUCACCAAAUGUAAAAUUCAUAGGAAUUAUAUACAUGUCAAAAUUUACUAAAGCUUUUUUCUUUUAAUUUUUUAGAAAGAACAAAAUAAAAACAGUAUUGUUCUUCUGUAAUUCAUAGGGCAAUUAGUUGUCAUGACAUAAAAGUAAAUGUCAAAUGCUAGCUCUGUAUUAAUCUUCACUAUUAUUGGUAAAGCCUUAUUUGAAUAUGUGAAUUCAAUACAAGCCAUGUAAAAUUUUGUGCUAAUGUCUUUGUUUUCAAAAAAUAAAUUUAAAAUGCAUUCAAAAUUGA